AGUGUGUUAUAAUUCUGAAAAUUAUUUAACUUAAUUAAAAGUUGAUUUAAUUAAUUAGUUUAAGAUAUUCUAAUAAUUGUUGUGUAAUAUUUUUAUUUGAUUAUAUGAUGAUUCGAGUUUUUUCGAUUAUCCUGUUAACUGCUCAAUUUUUUCAAGAAAAUCACGGUUAUAGAAUACUAGGAAUUUUCCCUUUAAAUAGUCGUAGUCAUGAAAUGAUGUUCGAGUCAAUAAUGAAAGGGUUAUCGAAACGAGGCCAUCACGUCGAUGUUAUUAAUCAUUUUCCUCUGAAACACCCACCUAAGAAUUAUCACAAUAUUAUUGAUCUACGUGGCACAAUGGAAAAUCUUGUAAAUAAUUUCACAGUAGAUUUUGUCCUUGGCAUAGCCGGUGAUAACGUUGUGUAUCCACUAGCAACUUUGUAUGGUAAUCGUCUGUGUGAACUCAUGGGACUCAAAGAAUUUCAAGAUAUAAUACAUAAUCCACCAAAUAAUCCACCUUAUGAUGCCCUUAUUACUGAAGCCUUUGGAGCGAAUUGUUUCAUGGGUAUAGGUCACCAUCUCAAUAUCCCUAUCAUCGCUGCAUCCUCUGCCGUAGAGUAUCCAUGGGUGGGUCAUAUAACAGGUAAUGCUGACAACCCUGCUAUUGUUCCAAAUGGACUAUAUUCAGCUUUUGGAGAAUUAAACUUUUGGCAACGAUUAGAAAAUACUGUAGAAUAUUUUAAGGCAACAUCAAUGUUUCAUAAAUUAACUGAGGAAUAUCAAACUGCAGUUAUGAGAAAGUAUAUAAGCCCAAAUCUACCUAAUAUAAGGGAAGUUGAAAAAAGCGUAUCUUUAACUUUAGUAAAUAGUCAUCCCAUUCUCUUCGGUGUAAAACCAGUAUUACCAACAUUAGUUCAAGUUGGUGGCAUUCACGUAGAAGAGAGUGAUUCAAAAGUUCCGGAGGAUUUGAAGAAAUGGUUAGAUGAAAGCCAAGAUGGUAUAAUUUAUUUUACGUUUGGAUCAAUGGUAUUGAUAGAAACACUGCCUACCGAUACAAUCAAAACUUUAUAUGCUUCGUUUUCAAAAAUAAAACCUAUUCGUGUAUUGAUGAAAGUUGCAAAUACAAGUAAAUUGCCUUCAGGACUACCAUCUAAUGUACACACGAUGCCAUGGAUUCCUCAGUCAGCUGUUUUAGGUCACAAAAAUAUUAAAGCUUUUAUGACUCACGGUGGUUUGAUGGGCACAACCGAAGCAUUAUAUCACGGUGUUCCAUUGAUUGGUGUUCCUUUAUUCGCAGAUCAACCUCGUAACAUAGCGUCUUUUAUAGCGAAAGGUAUGUCGGUAAAAUUGAGCUUAAGUAACAUGACUGAAUCAAAUGUUGACGAAGCUAUACGGUCAGUACUAUUUGAUCCAAAAUACAGAGAAAACGCAAGAUAUUAUUCAAAGUUAUUCAGAGAUCGGCCUAUGAGUGCUAUGGAUAGUGCAAUAUAUUGGAUUGAAUACACCAUCCGUAACGGGCCGACUGUACUUCGACCCCCGUCUUUAAACUUGACCUGGUGGCAACUAGGCUUAAUAGAUGUUUAUGGUUUUCUUACUGCCAUUUUUCUACUGUUUGUGCUCUUAAUUAUUUUUGUUGUCGUGUUUGCUGUGAAGAAUUUCAGUCGUCUGUUCUACUCCAAGAGCAAUAAAAUGGGUUUUAAAUUAGAAGAAAAAAAAAGUUACUUAUCAACCCCUUUAACCCUUAAACUUCGCUCUACGCGCUCGUGUGGGUCACGUGUGUCCUUUGGCUCUGCAGGUCCGUCCUAGCACGUAGAGGCUGCUCCAGUGUAUAUUCCUAGAGGGUGAAAGAAAGGGGAGUACAGGGAUUCACACUCAUUCACACCAGGAAACAAACACUCAAUAUUAACAAUAACAACUACCAGGUUGAUUCUUAUGCAAUAAACAUUAUACACGGCCUAGGAGAGUACCCCAAUACCCGGUCGACGGCAGACGCGACGAUCGUAGCCCCAGUGGGCGCGCCGGCACGUACGACUCACAAACACAACGACCGAGGGCUGGGCCGCCCGACUCACCACACGAUGUCGAGAUCUUCUCCUGGUCUAGAUUCACCUUCGGCUCUCUCUGCAGUCUGCUCGGCCGCCGGAUCCACUGGUUCUCUCUCGCGCACUCAGGUAGACUCGUACUGACAUUUAACUCGCACUCUUCACUCGGGCGACGUAGGAUCUUACUACCCGCGCGGUACUUGUCAAUCCGACGUAGACAUCCCCGUGGAUGUCGCGCUCAACUCGCACACUCGAGCUCCGUUCGCUCUCAAAGCAAAUCUUCGAUUCUCUCCUCUGUUCAUAUAUGUACGCUCUCGUAUCUCAACGUAAACGCUUGUUUACGUUUUAUCCUUUCGCACUUGGCGCUCACAUGAAGUCAGAUUCAAAAUAAAAUAAUUAAUAACUAUUCUUAUGACUAAUAUUAUACUCGGCAAGGCGA
Molecule: messenger RNA, 2459 nt
Organism: Trichogramma pretiosum
Lineage: Eukaryota; Metazoa; Arthropoda; Insecta; Hymenoptera; Trichogrammatidae
Product: UDP-glucuronosyltransferase 2C1-like
Exons: 6
Coding region: 105-1784 (559 amino acids)
Molecular function (GO): UDP-glycosyltransferase activity
Source: RefSeq, a predicted model, not a curated record